Molecule: messenger RNA, 3224 nt
Organism: Solea senegalensis (Senegalese sole)
Lineage: Eukaryota; Metazoa; Chordata; Actinopteri; Pleuronectiformes; Soleidae
Gene: kif23
Product: kinesin family member 23
Exons: 23
Coding region: 91-2766 (891 amino acids)
Biological process (GO): microtubule-based movement
Cellular component (GO): nucleus; microtubule; kinesin complex
Molecular function (GO): ATP binding; ATP hydrolysis activity; microtubule binding
Source: RefSeq, a predicted model, not a curated record
CCAGUGAUUUGAGGCGGAGGGAAAGUUCAAACCUGUAGCAGCAGGAAACAAAAAACGGUAUAAGAUAACCACAACAAGUUCCAGGUUACGAUGAUCAGACAAAAGGGUAAGACACCCCGCAGGCCUCCAAAAACACCCUCCAGCAACCAGAAAGACCCAGUUGGGGUGUACUGUCGUGUACGUCCUCUGGAUUUGGGAGAUGAGGAAUGCUGUAUUGAGGUGAUCAGCGAUACUACCAUCCAACUACACUGGCCUGAAGGCUUCAAAGUAAACCGUAAUGGAGAAUACAAAGAGACACAGUAUUCCUUCCAAAAAGUCUUUGGGGUUUCAUUAUCCCAGAUGGAGCUGUUUGAGAAUGUGGCCAAACCUCUUGUUGAUGACCUUAUCCAUGGAAAAAAUGGUCUGCUCUUUACUUACGGUGUGACGGGAAGUGGAAAGACCUUUACCAUGACUGGCUCUCCAGGCCAGGGUGGACUUCUACCUCACUCACUCAGCAUGAUCUUCAACAGUAUACAGCCCUACCAGGCCCAAAGAUAUAUCUUUAAGACAGAUGAAAAAAAUGGUAUAGAGAUCCAAAAUGAAGUUGAAGCUUUGUUGGAACGUCAAAGGCGAGAAAACAACAUGCUGGCUCCUAAAUCGGCCUCCUCAAGACAAAAGCUUGAUCCUGAAAUUGCCGACAUGAUCAAACCGGAGGAGGCUUAUAAAGCAGAUGGUGUGGAUGAGGACAGCAGCUACAGUGUCUUUGUCUCCUACAUAGAAAUCUACAACAACUACAUAUAUGAUCUCCUGGAGGAAGCUCCGGAAGAUGUAAUCAGACCAAAGUGGAAUGGUGGAGGCACACCCGUGCGCCAGAACACUGAGUUCAUACCACCUCAGUCUAAAAUCCUCCGAGAAGAUCAGAACCACAACAUGUACGUGGCUGGCUGCAUGGAGAUUGAAGUCAAGUCUGCCGAGGAGGCUUUUCAAGUAUUCUGGAGAGGUCAGAAGAAGAGGAAAGUUGCCAACACACGUCUGAACAGGGAGUCUAGCCGCUCCCACAGUGUGUUUAUUGUUAAACUGGCUCAGGCUCCUCUUGAUGCAGAAGGUGACAACAUUCUCCAGGAUAAGAACCAGGUGACUGUCAGUCAGCUGUGCCUGGUCGACUUGGCAGGAAGUGAGCGCACUGGUAGGACGGGGGCAGAAGGCACUCGUAUACGUGAAGCAGGAAACAUUAAUCAGUCUUUGCUGAAUCUGCGGACGUGCAUUGAAGUACUGCGAGAGAACCAGAUGUGUGGCACAAACAAGAUGGUUCCUUACAGAGACUCUAAAAUAACCCACCUGUUCAAGAACUACUUUGAUGGCGAGGGAAAAGUCAGAAUGGUUGUUUGUGUUAAUCCCAAAGCCGACGACUAUGAUGAAACCUUGCUUGUGAUGCGGUUUGCAGAGAUGACUCAGGAGGUGGAAGUAGCUCGGCCGAUGGACAAGCCCAUCUAUGGUUUCACUCCAGGCCGUCGGAACAGAAACCAGGCCUUCAAAGAGGAACUGUCUCGCAGACUGGAGGAGCGAGGUGGUCCGAUCGACAGGGACUUGCCCUCUGUUAUAAACCACCUGGUGCACAGCCUCCCUCCUAUCCCUUCCUCUGAACUGGUCGACCCUCAUGAUGACAUCACCCUGCCGCGGCUGAUUGAAGCUCUGCAGAACAGACACAGGAUGAGGCAGAUGAUGAUUGAUGAGUACAAUAAAGCAGCCAACACGAUGAAUUCAAUGCUUCAGAGAGUGGAUGGCAACCUCAUUUCCAAAGAAGAUUUUAUUCAUGAACAAAAUGGCAAACUGGCAGAGAAAGAGAAAAUUAUCCACAACAACAAGGCAGAGAUUGACCGCUUGGAGAAGAGAACCAAAAUGCAGGAACACAAGAUUGAAAUCCUUCAGAAAACGACUAAAAUCUAUGAGGACGACAAGCGCUCACUGAAGCAGGAGCUGGAAACCAGAGAGCAGAGGCUGCAUCGAGAGCUUUCAGAGAAGCGGCGCAUGGAGCAGCGUAUGAACGGUGCCGUGUCAGACACGCAGCACAAGUGGGAGAAAGAAUGUGUGAGACGUGUAAAUGCGAUGCAGCUGGAGAUGCAGAACAAGCUCUGGGUGAAAGACGAGAAGCUGAAGCAGCUCAAGGCAAUCGUGGCGGAGAACAAGACACCGGGUGGUCCUGAUCCUCCUCCACGUCUGGUGCAGCAGCAUCCUCAGCGACCUUCCAGAGAGGAGCGCCUUCCUGCAAAGAGAUCUGCUUCGCCUUCACCUCUCCCUACGACGACACCAGUACGUCCGUUGCAUCGCCGCUCCCGGUCUGCAGGUGGGGAGAAGUGGGUGGACCAUAAGCCCACCUCCAGCCUGGACUUGGGUACAGUUUUGCAGCCCGUCAUCCCUAAUGCCAUCCAGGUGUCUGCCCCCAGCGAGAAGGCCUUGUCAAAGUGCGAUAGAUAUGUGUUAACGCAUCAAGAGGUUGCCUCUGAUGGCGAGAUACAGACUCAACUUAUUAAGGGAGAGGUGAUAAAAACCAGGGGAGGAGGACAAGCUGUCCAUUUCACUGACAUUGAGACGCUGAAACAGGAGGUCACCACAGUCCCACGUCGUAAGAGAAGAUCUGCAGAAGGAGCGCCAGCCAGUGGUGAUCAAUCAGAUGGAGCUUGGACUGAUGUGGAGACAAGGUGCUCUGUGGGAGUGGAGAUGAGAGCCGGAUCAAACAUGGGCCCUAGUUUUGAGCAUCAUGCGAUCACCAAGCGCAGGAAGCCCUAAAAGCAGUCGACGACUUCUCCAGUGAUCACUAACCUCACCGCUAUCCUCGUGCAAUAGUCUAACUUUUUAUAUAUUUAGCUAUAGUGAUGGUAUUUAUCUUAUCAUGAUGUUUCUAUGCUUUUAUAUAUUCAUGUGUCACCAAAGCCAUUUUGUAAAAUAUUGUAUGUUAUAUUUGAACCAGGAACGGUAAACAAGUGCUACUUGAUUUAGUGAGGAAAGGUGGGAGCUGCGUCAGUGCUGCAGACCUGCAUCUGAAAGAGUCUUUGCACGUAAUUGUGUAACAGAGGCACAUUUGUUAUUUGGCACAUGUGUUGAAGCUGCAACCAAACACACUUUCUGUCUCAUGACUGUUGAACUGUAAUGACCUUCAGUUAUUUGUCAGUUUCUCUCUUUACAUAUAAAACUGAGCUCUCCUUUCUUCACUGUACAUCCAGGAAUAAAAUUCCUUUGAAGCACUG